Molecule: messenger RNA, 1533 nt
Organism: Seminavis robusta
Lineage: Eukaryota; Bacillariophyta; Bacillariophyceae; Naviculales; Naviculaceae
Source: the annotation of a GenBank genome assembly
AUGGGCCGAAGACUGUUGAUCGACUACUCCAAGAACACGGCGCCGCUCAAGUCGGCCAGUGCGAAUGGCGACAAAGUUGUGGGCAUGAGCCUGCGCUAUCACGAGCCGGAGAUACUAUCGUGGUUAGGACGGCAUGAACGUGAACCAAGCACCCUGAAACGUCCCAAGACAAGGACCUUUCCGUCGGCUGUCUUUCCAGUGCAACAGAGCAGUCUGUUGGACCUCUCGGCGACCUCUUCAUUACAAGGGAGUUCUCCUACGAAUGAUGACAGUCAUGGAAGCGGCAGUAUUCGAAGAAAGCAAGAUUCCUCUCCUCCACGCUCUCCUCCGCGCCUGCUUCAUCAACGCAGCACUCGAUCGCUCUCUCCGAAAGCACCCCGACGCGACAACAUAUUCAACAACCAAGUGACAUUUCAAAUGCCCAAGACACUGCGCGGAGGAGGAGGUGGAGGAGGCAGUCGUUACAAUGAUAGACUGCACUACAGUGAUUCCGACUUGAUGUUGGACACUCGAUCAGUUCACACCACCAACACCGCCGCAAUCAACCACAAAGGAAGAUCCGUGUUUGAUGACGCUUCCAUCAACUCCGCUCCGGCCAAACCCACCGAUCCCCAAAAGAGCUACCGCGCCUUGAUGAUGUUGGACAAUUCCAACUCCGCCUCCACCAUUCGAAGCAGUGUUCGUAGUAGCAUUCGAGGCAGCAUUCGAGAAGAACCCGAAUUGGAACAUGUGCCAGAAUUUGGAGGAGAAGACGAGGAAGAAGAAGAGGAGGAAGGACGCUCCUUUCUGCCAACUGCCCUCAGCGCAUCCCCUAGAGGAGGAGGAAGGUCUCCCACGCGCAGCAGCAAAAAGAAAAAGGGCAAAAAGAAAAAACAGCAAAUCUCGUUGGACGAUUGGUUUGGAAAAAGCAAAUCUCCCAAACGCAAGAGUGACAGCAAAAGCACACGCAGCAAGAAGAAACAACCACAACAACACGAAGACGACGAAUUGUCUCAAAUGAGUCAAUCCUAUCCCAUGGGUCCACGGGCACGACGCAUGUUGCCCAAACGAACCAUGUCCUUUGACGACAGUACACGGAAAUUCGAACGACGUGGCAAACGUGACAGCGAGGAUGAUGCUCGCAGCAUGGUCAGUGCGGCUACGGGAAACACCCGGCGGGGUGGACGUCGUCCCAACCGCACCAAGACCGACGCCGACAAUCGCAAGUCGCCUCGUCGUGGCACGCUCACUCGGACACGAUCCUGCGAUGGCAGCACCACCAGUUUCAUUUCGAUGAAGGGCGACUGCUCCUUUAGCUUCUUGUCCGGGUCCAGGAUACGCGUGCGACAGACCGGGGCUCGGGCCAGUUCGGAUCGAGACUUGUUGUCGGAAAAACGAGUGCAAAAGGCACGAGACGAUGCAUCGGGUUGUUCCAGCCAAUUCAGUCGAUCCAACACGACGCCGGUACAGAAUAAUAAUCACAGACGACGAGCCCUGAAACGGGCCAAUUCGUGUGACAGUAUCACGAAACGAUUGACCAAGGCUAUUGAAUAG